This is a messenger RNA of Leucoraja erinaceus (little skate), 2411 nucleotides long. Its product is annotated as calnexin. Bases 150 to 1904 code for a protein of 584 amino acids. Gene Ontology annotation, molecular function: calcium ion binding. Gene Ontology annotation, biological process: protein folding. Gene Ontology annotation, cellular component: endoplasmic reticulum; endoplasmic reticulum membrane. The record is from RefSeq and is a predicted model, not a curated record. The transcript is spliced from 15 exons. Lineage: Eukaryota; Metazoa; Chordata; Chondrichthyes; Rajiformes; Rajidae.
GUGUCUGUGAGAGGUGCCACAGGAUUACAUAGAGGAGCUGGGAACACCCAGUGCCCAAGGCAUAGUUUAUCGAAAAGUAGCUCUAAAUGUAGGUGAAGAUUAUAGUUCCUUUCACUUACUAAGCUCCUUAUUUUGAAGCAGUGGAUAGCAUGUGGCUACACUUCUUCACCUGUCUCGGCAUUUCUGGACUGGCUCUGGUCUUUGCACAAAGACCAGAUGUUGAUGAUUCCAAAAAGGAUAAGGAGUUUCAACAAAAUCCUGACUCCAGCCAACCGCACAGGAGUGUUCAUAAGCCACCAAAGCCUGCUGGUGAUGUCCAUUUUGUGGCUUCCUUUGACACAGAUGGUUUUGAAGGGUGGGUAGUAUCUGAAGCUGCAAACGACGAUACCGGUGACAACAGAUAUGACGGAAUGUGGGCUGUAGAAGAAUCUUAUAACCAGAAGAUCCCAGGAAACAAAGGACUCGUGCUGAAAUCCCGUGCCAAACAUCACGCUAUUGCUGCAAAUUUGCAGAAACCCUUCCCUUUCAAAAACAAGCCUCUCAUUGUGCAGUAUGAAGUACAUUUCCAGGAUGGGAUUCAGUGUGGGGGUGCAUAUCUGAAGUUGCUGUCUGAAGAUGAUCAGCUUGAUCUGAAAAAGUUCUUUGACAAAACCCCUUACACCAUCAUGUUUGGACCAGACAAGUGUGGCCACAACUACAAAUUGCACUUCAUAUUCAGACAUAGGGAUCCAGUAACAGGUGCAUUUGAGGAGAAGCAUGCCAGGAAACCGGACGUGGACCUCCAAAGUUACUUCACCGAUAAAAGACCUCACCUGUACACACUGAUUGUGAGACCAGACAACAGCUACGAGAUACGAAUUGAUGAAAUAUCUGUGAGUAAAGGAAGCUUCUUUCAUGACAUGACUCCAUCUGUCAACCCUCCCAAAGAGAUUGAAGAUCCCAGCCAUCAAAAACCUGAAGACUGGGAUGACAGGCCUCAGAUAGCCGACCCAGAGUCAGUGAAACCCAAUGACUGGGAUGAGGAUGCUCCCCGCAAAAUCCCAGAUCCCACUGCUGAGAAGCCUGAUAACUGGCUGGAUGAGGAACCAGAAUACAUUCCAGAUCCUGGAUCUAAGAAACCUUCAGAUUGGGAUGUAGAAAUGGAUGGUGAAUGGGAAGAACCAAGGAUCCCAAACCCUCUGUGUAAGACUGCGGGCUGUGGAACUUGGACACACCCCAUAAUCGCCAAUCCUGACUACAGGGGCAAGUGGAAGGCACCAAUGAUUGACAAUCCCAAAUAUAAGGGAGCAUGGAUACCUCGAACGAUACCUAAUCCAAACUAUUUUGAGGAUACAAACCCAUUUGAAAUGACUUCAAUCGGUGCAAUUGGACUGGAGCUCUGGUCACUCACUGCCAACAUUAUGUUUGACAAUUUUAUUGUCUCAUCCGAUGAGGAGGUUGUCAAGCAGUGGGUGAAAGACACGUGGGCAAAAACAAAAGCAGCCUACAAUGCAGAUGAACCUGGUUUGAUUAUGCAGCUCCUUAUGGCAGCAGACAAGCGUCCGUGGCUCUGGGGAGUCUACAUAUUCACAGUUGCCCUUCCAGUUAUCUUAUUCAUUAGCUUAUAUUGGCCAAAUGUGCGGUUUGGGCACCCUGAUAAUUAUUACUACAAAAAGACAGAUGAUGUGCAGUUUGGUGAUGAAGAAAAACUGGUUACAAAAGAACAGUCUCAGCAGUCAGGUAACCCUUCACAUGUUCAACAAGUUAAUGACGAGGAGACUAAUGGGAUGAGAAAACAAAGUGCCCUGAGAGAAAUGAAAGCAGAUUUGGAAAUAUCUGCACAGGCACAAGGGGGCGGCGAGCCGGAUCUGGGACAGAUUCCAGUCGAGGAGAUUCUGCGUCAUCGCAAGACCAGGCUGGAGUAAUGCGCAGAAGAUUUGCCCUGUCAAAAAGAUGGACUCUUAUGCAGAAUAUUCACCAGUUAGGCUUAGAGCUUUGCAGAAAACCUUUGGACAUUUCUGAAGAAACACACCUAAUUGCUAUAAAUACAAGCUGCACAUCAGAUAUUAGAAAGAUGUUUUUAAUUUGUAACAAGAAGAUAAAAGUAUUCUUUAUUUUUUGUUUAUACUUUUCCUGGAAACAUUAGCAAGAGUAAAACUUUCCACGUUAUUACGUUGUGAUAAAAUUAAACAUUUUUCUUCUCUUCUUUGAAAUGAGAGAGAAUGGAUUUUUGUUGUAUGUUGAUGCAAUUCUCAGGACCAAUUAUGGCACAGAUGAUGAGAUAUUCCAUCAAGGUAGGGUUACAAAAUUCUCUCAGUCCUUGCAAGCAUCUUGUACCAUACUUCACUAAACUCAUGAUAAAGCUCCCAGCAAUAUCUCCUUGAUGUUUCUACCAGCAGAUUUGUGAUUAGUACGGUGUCAAGGAUUGUGGG